Diatraea saccharalis (sugarcane borer) is the source of this 6686-nucleotide messenger RNA. NCBI's taxonomy places the organism in Eukaryota, Metazoa, Arthropoda, Insecta, Lepidoptera, Crambidae. The record is from the annotation of a GenBank genome assembly.
ACAACUUAACUCUAUUGAGUUUUGUCAAUUUCAACUUAGUCUUUGGUGCUUCAGUUGGAGAAGAUAUCAAUUUUUUUUAGAUUUUGAACCCAGAUAUAUAUUGUUUUUCUCUUGUUUCAUUGAGAAAUAAGCUGUUUUAAGUUUAGUUAUAUUGUGUUCAUGAAUAGUGCCAAUCAAAUAAAGUAAUACACCCGUAAAACAGGAUUAUAUAUUUUGCAUAUUUGUGAUCAAAGUGACUCGUGUUUAUUCCUCAUGUUGUGAUAUUUCUACAAUAGUUUAGUUGUACAAUGGACAUCGACGUUAGUAAAGAGAAUAUCCAGCCUCUAAGAGGUGGUAGAAAUCUUGUGCAGCUGGGCGCAGCGCUUCAAGCCCAAUCAGAUUUCGAUGCCCAAAAACAGCUGCAACUGCAGAAAGAAGAACAUGAGACAGCUAUUAGAAGCUACCAAGGCUCCGAUCCUUUAGAUCCAUGGUUUAACUAUAUCCAGUGGGUAGAACAGUCUUUCCCUAAGCAUGGCCAUGAAGGGAAUAUUGAUAAAAUUAUUAAAGACUGUUUGCAAUUAUUUGAGAAAGACGAAAGAUAUUUUCAGGAUAGGAGACUUGUGAAGUUGUGGAUCAAAUAUGUUGACUGUCUUUCUAAUCCAUUGGAAAUAUAUCAAAGAUUGUAUAAUACUGGCAUAGGAGUUGAAUGUUCAGAAUUCUACAGAGCUUGGGCAUGUUAUUGUGAAGAAUCGGGAGAUUAUAAAAAGGCAAAUCAGGUCUAUAUGCUUGGACUUCAGGCUAAAGCUCAGCCUAUUGAUGAACUUGAACAGGCCCACAUGAAUUUUCAGUUGUUUUUUGCACAAAGAAUGUUACAUGAUGAUUCACCAACUAAAAGAAAGGCAGCAUCUGCUCUGGCUGAAACUAGAAUGGCUUUAACAUCUCUUAAAUCAUUUAAAAGACGUAACAUUGCCAAUGUACCUGUGCAAAGAAUUGGAGAUAGUAUCAAAAGCACAAUACCUGGUGUUGUAAAGCAGCAAACAAAUCAAUUUGAUAAUAGAAUGCCCAAUUCUAAUGUUAUGGUUAACAUUUUUGAGGAUGCACCUUCUACAUCUAAUGCCAUUCCUGUUGUGGAAAAUCCUGGUCCAGCCUCAUUAGUUCAGGCAUGUAGUAAUGUUGAGAAUGAAAAAGAAGUUGGUAUAUGGACUAAUCCCAAGACUAAAAUGGUACAUACAAAUCUAGUGCCUCACCAGCCAUUGCCUUUCACUCCUUAUGAAGAUGAAGAUGAUGUGUUGAAACUUCCUGCUAAUCACAUGUCACACUGUCCAGAUGAUUUAUCAUUUAAUGCACCUCUUUGUGUACCUGAUCCUCCAGACCCUACGAAAAUUUCUUGUUACAAUAAAACCCAAGUUUAUGUUGAUGACCAGGAAUACAGUUUGGAAGAAAUCAGAUCUAGAAAGUUCAAUUUAGCCAAGAAAGUCAAAACAGAAUAUCCAUCUGAGGUAAAACGCCAUCAAUCUUAUCACAACAUAAAUGAAACUCUUGCUCAGUGUAGUGCACUAGAAACUUUAGCGAAUUGUGCAUUAGAUACAGAACAGGAUCAUUUAGGUCAACUAAUGCCAUUGAGCAUUCCAACUUUGCAAAAUAUUACAAAAGUUACGAAUAUGCAUUCACCGGGCGAGCCAAAAGUUUUGGUCAAUUUGGAUUCAAAAGAAUUCAGUGUAAAUAAAAGUGAUGAAAAUCAACGUCCUAUUGAAAAUAAUUCUAAUAAAGAAAAUAACAUUGGGAAAUUCACAUCUACUGACAACUAUAACAAUGACCAUGGACCAGGGAGUUAUGGUAAAAAUAAUCUCAUGGAAGAAUUUAAUAGAAGUUUGAUGGGGAAUCUGCUGGGUGAUUCAGUAACUGUAAAUACUAAAGAGGCACGUUGGGAGCUUCGGAAUUUAUUCAAUGAUAAUGAACCAUCAAUGGUGCAACCUGUUAUGCAGCAGUUUGAAGUUCCCAAUUUCGAUAUACAUGAGGAUAGAUCUAUUACAAUGGCUAUUAAUACCAAAAAGAAACAAGAACUAAUUGAUGUUAAAGAUUUGCUAGAAGAAAAAGAAAAUGCCAAUAAAUUCAGUGUUCCUGUAGCAGCUCCUCCACAAAAUGUUAACAGAACUGCAUAUUAUGAAGAGCCUUCCUGUACACAAGUUUUCAACUUUAACAUUAAAGAUGCUAGUACUCCGAAUAUGUCUCAAUUUAAAAAACCAAAUUCUAUUGAUCAAUCAAAAUUCCCAAAUGUCCCAAAAUUUAGUAUGGAUGAAAGUGUUAUUGAAAAUGUAGAAAAUGGCAUGACAAAGAAGGAAGACAGCAUUAGACAAAUUACUACUGACCAACAUGCUACAGUAGACAAUCAAGGUGGAGGACUAUCUGUUAUCAUGGAAGCCACGCGGGAAUAUAAUAGCAAAUCUGGUUCAAGUUCUUCUGGUCAAUCAACAAGGACUAAUUUUACUGGAUACACAACAAACUUCGAUUCUAUUUACAACAAUCAUAAUGACCCUAUGCAACAGCCCACAUCUUCAAAACGAAGUUCUUUAUCAACACAACCGCGAUUACCUAGUGGUCAAUUUGCACGUGUUUAUCCUCAGAAACGCGAGCAACCGGAGAGCAAGCCAGUUGUUCCACCGUCAGCAGUACCGUAUCUGUCUCAUGACCACCAGUAUCAGAAGCCAAUGCCUAAUAACUUUAAUGGUUAUUCUCCUCAGAGAUCAGUUCAUUCUCACUAUCCCCAGAAUUUCAACUACCAACAGGGUUAUACAAGUAAUCAAAUGAUGAACCAACAACAACAACAGGGUUAUAGCAGUCCUAGUUCUCAUGCUUAUCAUAGUCCUCAGCAUACUGGUAUGCAGAGUCCACAUGCUAUGAGCCCUAGUGUGCCUCCUGGCUUUCAAAGUCCUACAUUUUCCAAUCAAGUAGGGUAUCAUAGCCCAGGGCAUGCAAUGAUGAGUCCACAAAAUUCUUAUGCGGGAAGACAAGACUAUCACUACCCUAGUCAAACAGAUAGACAACAUGUUUAUGCUACUCAGCAACAACAACAAAAUCCUGCUGUAUUCCAAAGUCCUCCACAUCAACCACAAUAUCAAAAUAACCAAUAUUAUCAUAGACCUAGUCAAGUGGCUGCUUCGCCAAGUCAAUCAUACAAUCAACAAAAUUAUCCUAAUAUGCAUAAUCAAUACAAUAACGCUAAUGUAUAUUCCAACGUCAAUAAUCAAACAUAUAAUUCUAUGCAAAGUCCCUAUAGACAAUCGCCUAAAUCAGCUCCGGAAAAUAAUCCAACUGCAUAUGGUGUGCAAAACAACCAACAGUUUCAGAUAUACCAAAGUCCACAACAGUCUCAAAAUAAUAUCUUAAAUACCGAUGUUCAUAAAACUAACGUGACCACAGAAACAUCAGAAACACAAGUUAAACAAGAAUCACAUAUUCAUAUGAAACAUCAAGAAACUCCAAAUGAACAAAGCAGCAAAUUAACUUCACAGGCAAAAAAUAUUGCACCACACAAAAGUCCUACUUCGGCAUUGCGUCACAUCAGGCACGACCAGCCUGCCACAAAACAUAGUCAAAACUCGUCUGACAUUGGUUUUUCGAAUCAGUUCCUUAAUUUCAUUUCCAACAGAAAUGAACCGAAAGACAACGCAAACACUCCGAAGUUUACAAACAGUCCAAGUAUUUCACAAAAGAUGCAUAAAAAUCUUUAUGUUUCAAGUCCAGAGCAGGCUCAGAUACCGCCAUCUUCAGGUCUUUCGGAUUCUGAUAGCAAAGACGGCAUGACUGCGCAGACUAUAACAUCAAUCCAGUCAGCUAAAGUCUCACACAGUAUUUCUGAAAAGCAUAAGGAUAUAUCUAAAAGACAACUUGAUUUCGAACAUCGUGCUGAUCUACAAUCUGAAGAUAGCAGGGAUUCUGUUAGUAAGGAUAGUAGAAUCUCGUCAGUGUACUCAAGACAAUCUGACUUCCAAUCGGAUGGGUAUGGUAUGGAUGUAGACAGUGAAAAUUCUAUGGAAUGUGGCGCUUUUAAAUCUACACAUUCUAUAUCUUUAGUAGAAACUAGUGAUAUACCAAGACCUGCCGAUAUUGACUUUCCUAGAGUAAUUGACCCAUUUAAUAAAAAGAUAAUUACGUCUCUUUUGGAAUACGUUAAAUUUCCUAAUAAAACUCAUGCUGAUGGAUAUAUAGAGGUGAGAUCUGUACCUAAAUUGCAACCGGCAACUAUGAUUAGCAUCGGAAAUAAUAAAUUUUCUAUUGAGAAACAACUCGGCAAAGGAAACUAUGGGGCAGUUUUUCUGUGUCUUGAUAUCCAUACUAAUAAAACUGUGGCUGUAAAGUAUCAGAAACCUAGUCGACCUUGGGAGUUCUAUAUUUGUCAAGAAAUAAAGGCAAGAAUAAAGGACCCAUUCAUGCUCCCAGGCUAUAUGGAUAUUACAACUGCAUUUUUAGGAGACAAUGCUAGUUUAUUUGUAUCGGAAUAUUCAAAAUAUGGAUCUUUACUAGAUGUUGCUAACAGAGUUAAAAUUGCUACUUCGAAAUGUAUAAAUGAGCUUAUAGUAAUUUUAUUGACUUCUGAGAUGCUGUCUAUUGUACAUUAUCUUCACAAGGCUCAGAUAAUACAUGCAGAUAUCAAACCAGACAAUUUUUUACUCAUGAAAAUACCUACUCAAGAAUGGCGAACGCCGUCUUUACAGUUAAUUGAUCUGGGAUGUGCUAUUGAUAUGUCAUUGUUUCCAGAAGGAACUACUUUUAGAGAGUUAAUUGCAACUGAAGGAUUUACAUGUACUGAGAUGAGAGAAGGGAAACCGUGGACAUACCAAACUGAUCUCUAUUGCCUAGCAGGCACUAUACAUGUUAUAUUAAUGGGAAGCUACAUGAAAGUAGUCAAUCGCUUGGGCCAAUGGAAUAUAGAUAAAAAAUUACCAAGGUAUAUGAAGGUGUCCUUAUGGGAUAAGGUAUUUACUACAUUAUUGAAUGUACCAGAUUGCAAUAAUUUGCCAGACAUCAUGGAUCUCAAAAACGAAGUAGAUAGUGUAUUGAAUGAAAUUGAUAAUCUUGGCUUUCAACUACACAAUUUUGCUAAUGUGCUUAAAUCUAGGUAAAUCACGUAAGCGAUCUUAAUGUAUUUAUUGCAUUUAGUUAUAAUGGCGAUUGUAAAAUAGACAUUCAUUAUGUAUUAUUAAAUAUAGAAAUACAAAUUAUUUCUAAGUUUAAUGAGCUACAAUAGGCCCCUUCGCCAGGUUAUUAAAAGAUUAAACUCUUUUGAAUAUAAUAAAAGCAAUAAGUAUUAAAAUAUCAGAAUCUACUACUUAGCUAUAUAAACUUGUCUUGUUGUGUUUAGUUAUAAUUGUGAUAUAUGUGAUUUUUUAGUUUGUUUUGUUAAUAUAAUGAAUUAAAAGUUGGCUUAGAGAAAUUACUCGUUAGUUGAAUAAUGUUGAGACAUUAUCUACAUUUCAUUUAUUUUUGUACAACAAAAUAAGCCUUGCACAUUUCACAUUUCUUGUUUGAAUUGUAAUAAAGUAAUAAACAAUUACCUGGUUGAAAAUUCGUUUUAUUAUUAAAGCUGAGUUUCUGUAGAAAGGCUGCUCAAAGAUUCCACCUUGGGAAAACUGUGGUUAUUUUUAAUGAAAAAUGCUUGAAAAAUCCACAUGGACCCUGGCACCCGGAGAUGGGUUUCGAACCCAUGAACAUUCGCAAUCCAGGCGACUGCUUUAACCACUGAGUUACCCAGGACCUAAGAGGGCUGACGAAUCUUUCAAGCACUUGUUACUUUUCGCUACUACAGAACAUAUUCUAAUCAAUGUUCAGGCAAUCCAGCCAAACAGAAAUAUUAUUACAAAUAUUUAAACUUCGCUUUAACCACUGAGUUACCCAGGACCUAAGAGGACUGACGAAUCUUUCAAGCACUUGUUACUUUUCGCUACUACAGAACAUAUUCUAAUCAAUGUUCAGGCAAUCCAGCCAAACAGAAAUAUUAUUACAAAUAUUUAAACUUCCAAUAGACGAUAUUUUGUUGAGCAUUUUUAUUAUGAAUAUUUUUCAGUAUAGUAUUGUGAAUGUGAAAUUGAUCAAAUAUAAUAAACUAAAGUCAUUGUUGAAUAGCUCGGUGGCGUAGUGGAUAAGCGCCGCGGCCCGCGAUCGUUAUCGUUAAGUAACUUUCGCAAGGGUCGGUCACGGGAUGGGUGACCAAAAAUUAUUAUCUCGAGCUACUCCGUGCUUCGGAAGGCACGUUAAGCCGUUGGUCCCGCCUGCAUUUGCAGUCGUUAAUAUCCUCCAAUCCGCAUUGGGCCAGAGUGGAGGGUCAUGGCCCAUCCUCCUUAACCAUCCAUAAGGAAGGCCUGAGCCCCUGCAGUGGGGACGUAAAAAGGCUGGUGAUGUGAUGAUGAUGAUGAUGAUGAACAAUAGUACAAAGGGUACAAAUGAACUUUAUUAUCAACAAAAAGACUUAAAAUCAACUGAAAUGGAAUUUGUAUCAAUGUGACAUACUUGCAAAUGCCUUUAUGCUUCUUUAUUCAAUACAAUUUUACUAUUUCUUUUAAAUUGUAUCUAAUAAAUGAAUGAAUGAAAGAUGUAUGGCAUGGACUUAUAAUAAUAUGUAUUUUGUUGAGACACAUCUGCAUGUCAGGUUACCAUAAUAUGUCAAAUUUGAUUUAAAACUAGUUUAAGGUUUAAAAUGAAAUCUGUCU